Messenger RNA from Microthlaspi erraticum, 1185 nucleotides. The record is from the annotation of a GenBank genome assembly. NCBI's taxonomy places the organism in Eukaryota, Viridiplantae, Streptophyta, Magnoliopsida, Brassicales, Brassicaceae.
AUGGGUCUGGUUGAUUCUUUGUUUGGAAAAGAUGCAAGGAAAUUUCUCAAAAGGAAAGAUAGUGAUGCUGCAGAAGCAGGAAGAGCUUUGGAAGAACUCAGAAGCACUUUAUACAAUGAGCUUAAAACAUCAGAAGGAGCUAAACGGCAACAACAGAGGUUUUGCGGCCCUGUUGUUGCAAUGUCAUUCAAUUUCGUUGUUGCAGUUGGAAUCAUCCUCGCCAAUAAAUUGGUGAUGGGAAGAGUUGGAUUCAAUUUCCCAAUCUUUCUAACAUUGAUUCACUACGCAGUUGCUUGGAUUCUUCUAGCUUUCUUCAAGUCUCUCUCUUUGCUUCCAAUGUCUCCUCCAUCAAAGACAACGCCUUUCUCCUCCCUCUUCUCUCUUGGAGCUGUCAUGGCCUUUGCUUCUGGUCUCGCUAAUACCAGUUUGAAACACAACAGCGUUGGAUUCUACCAGAUGGCUAAGAUCGCUGUGACACCAACGAUUGUCCUUGCAGAGUUUGUUCUUUUCAAGAAAACCAUUUCUUCCACAAAGGUCAUGGCAUUAGGCGUAGUAUCUCUAGGCGUGGCGAUCGCGACAGUCACCGAUCUAGAAUUCAAUUUGUUCGGUGCAUUGGUUGCUGUUGCUUGGAUCAUCCCAAGCGGCAUCAACAAAAUCCUCUGGUCUAAUCUUCAACAACAAGCUAAUUGGACUGCCCUAGCAUUGAUGUGGAAGACGACACCGUUCACUAUCUUCUUCUUAUUGGCUCUCAUGCCAUGGCUUGACCCACCUGGAGUUUUGCUGUUCCAAUGGGACUUGGCUAAUUCCUCCGCAAUUCUCGUCUCGGCUCUUCUCGGCUUUCUUCUCCAGUGGUCUGGUGCACUCGCUCUCGGGGCAACCUCAGCAACAUCUCAUGUAGUAUUAGGGCAAUUCAAGACAUGUGUGAUAUUGCUUGGAGGUUACGUUAUCUUCGGCUCCGAUCCUGGCUUUGUCAGCAUCUGCGGUGCUGUAGCGGCUCUUGCCGGUAUGUCUGUGUACACGUGGCUCAAUCUUCCGGGGAAAUCCAUCGAUCACAGCUCGAACAAGCUGCUUCCGAAGCAAAACGCCGCCGUUUCAAAACCUAAAGACGACGGUGACAACGGAGGAGGAGAAACCGGAGUAGCUGAGCCACCUCUCUCGAAGACCACAACUGCAAAUAUCGUAUAG